AUGUUUAAGAAAAAGCCUACGAUCAAGAAUCUAUCGCCUUUACGGUCUUCUGACCGUCGAAAAAUCGCCGAUCAAAUUAUUAGCGACUAUAAGAUCGAGAUUCCUGCCGGCGCGCCUGCUGGCGAAGACUCGACGCCGUCGAACCCCGCGCCGAACCUUUCGUCUAUUCGGAAUGCCCUCCUUCCUGACAAUUCGCUAUCGGCACGCUUUACAACGACUGCAGGUCCCCAGCUUCGAGAGGUACAGGGCACCGUUUACGUGGGGACACAUCCGGGAGGGGAGGAACGCGUCUUAUGGUUCAAGAUCGAACAUGGACCCGGCGCAGACGGCCGUCUCUACCCUACAGUAUAUACCUUAUGGAACAAUCCCAACCUGGUGCCGUUGCUAUACACCCCGGAGAUGGUCAUGCGCAAACUCCAUGCAGGAGCAGAUUUGAUGACCCCGGGUCUCGCGAAUGAGCCGCCUUUCCCCAAGCGGGCGGUCGAGGGGGCUGUAGUUGCUGUCGCUAGCUUGGAUCGACACACUGUGCCGCUUUUCGUCGGAGUAUGCGAAAUCGAUGUCUCAGCUUUAGGGGAGGUACAAGGUACUAAGGGUCAUGCGGUUCGAGGUCUGCACUGGGAGGGCGAUGAGUUAUGGGCCUGGAGCUCGUCAUCGCGUCCCGGUCAACCCGCGCCGGAUUAUUUGCCGGGCUGGGACGAGGAAGAGCUUGAAGGUGAUGAGGAGGUAGAAGAGAUCGAAGAGAAGGUUGACGAGCUGGCCCUAAAUGAGGACGUAAGCCCUCAAGCGGCAGGCGACGAAGAGCCGGCUGAAUCUGCAGAAGCAUCGCCCGAAGAACCAGCUCCGGUGGAAGAAAAGGAGCCGUCGAUGAAAGAAAUCGACGAAGCUUUCACGAAGGCCUUUAUCUACUCCUUAUAUAAGCUUAAGCAGGACAAUCCGUCUGCUCCCAACCACGGACUAUCCCUUCCCGUCCAACCCUCUUUCUUGAUCUCAAAUAUGAUUACACCUUACCUACCGAUCUUCUCCCCACAGCAAGCCCAGUACUAUCAAAUCAAGAAAACUAGUUGGAAGAACGUCAAGAAGUUUAUCAAGUAUCUUGAUAAGCAACAACUCGUCAAGUCCAAGGAUCGGAAUGGCCAAGAGACUGUUAUACUAGAUGUGGACUUCAACGACCGCCUCGUCGAACAGUUUGUCCCGUACAGGCUUCCGUCUAAGUCCGCGUUGGAGAAUGCUAAGAAGCCUGGCGCGGCUGCGAACAAGAAACCAGAAGCCACGGGCGGUGAUCCCGCUGUUGGCCAAACGCUCACUGUUCAGACACUGUAUCGGCCCACGCAGAAGCUGACGCCGACAAUAUUUCCAGCAUUGUCCAGUACCAACCCACAGAACUACUACAAAUACUCCGAUGUGUCCAAUCAUCUGGACCAAUACCUCCAAUCUCAAAACCCUCCUAUCAUCGACAAGCAGAACCGCCGUAUCAUUUCCCUCAACCCUUUCCUCGCCAACACCAUCUUCACUACCUCUUCCUCCGAAGACAAGAGUACCGUUGCGCGGGGAAAGACGACCCGGGAUGGCCUUCUGAAACGCAUCGUGGAAGACCACAGCCUGUUGACCGCACACUACGCCAUUCUCCGAGCAGGACAGACCCUAGCAGACGUGAAACCCAAACCGGGCGCGACCCCGAAGGUAACGGUGAUCCUGGAGCGUCGCACAGGCUCAAAGACCGUCACCAAGGUUUCGAACCUGGAAGUGUUCGGCGUCAUCCCCAGUCUGCUAGCCGAGGAGCUCCAAAAGAAGUGUGCCAGCAGCACGAGCGUAGCGCAGGCCAAUGGCGCCCCGCGGGGAGUCAUGGAAGUGCUAGUGCAGGGCGAUCAGCGGCGCGCAUUGGAAACGGCUCUUGUGCGACGCGGUCUGAGGACGCAAUGGAUCGACGUGGUGGACAAGACCAAGAAGAAGAAAUAG
Aspergillus bombycis is the source of this 1956-nucleotide messenger RNA. Its product is annotated as putative RNA binding protein Ligatin/Tma64. Gene Ontology annotation, molecular function: translation initiation factor activity. Lineage: Eukaryota; Fungi; Ascomycota; Eurotiomycetes; Eurotiales; Aspergillaceae. Gene Ontology annotation, biological process: translational initiation; formation of translation preinitiation complex. The coding region runs from base 1 to 1956 and encodes 651 amino acids. The record is from RefSeq and is a predicted model, not a curated record. The transcript is spliced from 3 exons.